This is a messenger RNA of Raphanus sativus (radish), 533 nucleotides long. RefSeq lists its product as uncharacterized. The coding region runs from base 118 to 504 and encodes 128 amino acids. The transcript has 2 exons. Lineage: Eukaryota; Viridiplantae; Streptophyta; Magnoliopsida; Brassicales; Brassicaceae. The record is from RefSeq and is a predicted model, not a curated record.
AAUGAGGGGGAGCCGGUUGAUCAUCUCCGCCUAAUAAAGACGGCGUAUACCAACAAGAAGACCGGCGAGAUUGAUGAUGGUGUUGUGAGGGAUGUGGUCACCCUCAUCGACAGUCAGAUGGAACAGGAAGUGUCUCAGCUUCAAACCGAGGAUGACGAUUCGACGGGAUCGACCGGUUUGCCUCGGGUUCGGAUCAACCAAAUCGUUGAAGCGUCGGUUCCAAAGAAGAAGGGCCGUUUGUUCGGUUUGGCUCGUCGGUCUCCCUCGGUUCCGUCUGCUUCUGCACCACCACCGUCCUAUGUUGAUCAAGAAGUCCUUCUGAGUCAGAUCAGGGACAAGGAUGCUCGCAUAUCUGCGCUGGAGUCCAUGGUGGCGAGUCAAGAGGCGGGCUGGGAGGCACAGAGGAAGCUGAAUGUGCAAAUGAUGGCGAUGAUGAGGAGCAUGAACCCGAACGCCAACGUGGACUUCCCGACCAUGCCAGACCCGGACUUCCAAAACCCGUAGUUUAAUUUCUUUCAAAAACUCGAAAUGUU